UUUAACUUUAGUUCUGAGAUCAUCGUGGUCAAUGUCCAUCCAUAAUAAGCAUUUGGUGGAAUAUGACCAUCCUAUCAGAAGGCAAGGUGACAAUGGACUUUGAAGUUGGUUUUGACAGCAGUGGGAGUGACUCUUCGUCUUUGUAUAAUUCCGACUCCGGAGUCAGUGUGGAGACUCCGGCCUCAUGUAACACAUCGGCGGCCUUCAAUUUCGAACGUCCAGAUGAUGCUGAAUAUCUAUACUGUGAUCUACUUUCUUUCUAUGAAACACAUUCCGUGACAGUUAUACAGGCGGUACAGUGUCUUUCUAAUGUGGAUAUUGACAUCAGUCGUAACGCAUGUACUUAUUUAUUCAAUUUAUGCAGGUGUGGAUACGCGUCAUUUAUCGCCCGUAUAUGUCCAGAUGUUUUCUACAAUGUAAAGAUACCUGUAUUUUGCCCUUCUUCUAGUAAGUACGUAGAUGUAGUUCAUUGCAUGAGCGGCAUUAUAAACUAUUUUUCACAGUGUCCAGAUGGACUGGUCAUGAUAGUGCACAAUGGAGGGCUUGAUGUCAUUAACGGGCUUCUGCUUUUCCCUUUUGAAUCUGUCUUAUACUUCUGUGUGACUGCCCUUCAUAACAUAUUACUAAGUCACAAAACAGCUAAAGGUCUCAUUAAUCGAACAUGCAUUUCUAAUCGUUUAAUAAAUCUUCUAAAUUAUUCUGUUGAGCACGUAAAAUCAGACACACCGUAUUCAUUAACACCAUCAAACUUUCAGAAAAGUAUCAAUCCAAAGUUCUUGGCAGUUCUCUGUGAUUGUUUGUAUAUAUUAGCAUACAGAUCUGAAAGCACGAAAAAAACGUUUAAGGAACAAGGUGGACUAUCUUCCCUUCUCAAAGUUAUCAUGAUCUCGACUUACGAAAAAGUUUUAUGGACGGCUACCAGACUUCUUCGAGUUUUGUCUGCAUGGAUUCCCGUCAAAUGUGAAAUAAUUGCUCAAGAUCCACAUUUGGAUUUCUUUACUCAUUGUUUAGAAUGUCACUCAUCGCGAGUAAUAACAAACGCCCUAUGGACUAUGAGGAAUCUUUCAGAUAUCGCCGUAAAUAAUAUAACAUCGGAUGUCUCCGUUAAUGUAGUAAGACAGCUUCUUCAUCAACUGAGACUCAACAUAUGUAGUGAUAGCUAUGGAGCUUACUAUUCAACCAAUACUGGAGGUGAUACUCCUAUGUCCCGGUGUGUUCUAGGAGCACUAGCAAAUUUAACAUGUAGGAAUAAUGCUGCAAAGUCCUACGUUGUUCGGCAUAACGGAAUUGAUUUAAUCAUGCAAAUAUUGUAUAGUGAAAUAAGUGGACAAAAAAAUUAUUAUCAUACAUUUUGUGAUAAUCUUAGUCAAUCUAUGUUAAAUAUGUCUAUUCAAUGUAAAAAUGAUAAUGAUCAUUCUAAUAUAGUUAAAAAAUGUUUAAAUAAAUUACAUAACAAUGAUAAUAAUAAUAAUAAUCACUACCAUGUAACAAAAUCUCCAAUCAUAGCAACAACAACGACAACAGUAUCCUCAUCAUCAUCAAUGAUCAAUAAUCAAUCAAUAAAACAAAAAAAUGAAUUACAUUUAUUAAAUCACUUUUCUUCUUAUAAUAAUAAUAAAUUAAAUAAUUUAUUAAAUAUAUCAAUAUUUAAUUCAACAUUAGAUUUAAUUGAAGCAGGUUUACGUUGUUUAUCACAUUUAACAAUUGGACAUAUGGAAUUAAUAAAUGUUUAUCAUUAUUUUAUACAUCAACGUAUUGCAUCCAAAUUAAUUAUAUCAAUGGGUAAUAUAUAUUUACCAUUAUUAUUAUCAUUUCCAUUUGAUCAAUAUAUUAAUUUAUAUAAAGAUACUACUAUUAAUACUACUACUACUACUACUAAUAAUAAUAAUAAUAAUUGGGAAUUUGAUUGUUUAACCCAAAUACUUCAAUUAACAAAGACUUGGACUAUAUUAGUACGAAAUUUAUGUAUAAAUUAUUAUAAUAAUGAUGAAUUCACAUCUAUAACAAAAGCAAAUUCAUACGAUACAUUAUUAAAUAAUAGUAAUAAUAAUAAUAAUAAUACAAAUCUAUGGCCUAAGCAUUUACGUUCACAAUUUCGUCAUGGUAUUCAUAAAUUAGUACAAAAUUUAAGGCAUUUAAUAAAUACAAUUCCUCGAGAUUUACAACCAAAAGAACUUAAACCUACUAUGGAAUUUGUUCAUAAUGUAUCAAUGACAUUAUUCUCAUUGAAUAGCAAUAAUAAUAAUAAUAAUAAUAAUAACGGUCAUAUUAAUAACAGUACCACUACCAAUUAUGAUAGUCAAUAGAAUAUUGGAUCCCUUAGUAACACUUCAUUGAAUAACUUUGAAACAACUACUAUGACUAAUUGGUAUUUCAAUGGUGCAUGAUCCUUUAUUCCUCCCCCCCCCCUCUUUUUUUUAAAAUCACAUUUAUUUUCAUGUUUUUAUUGUUGUUGCUUUGACUGAUAUUAUUCAUUCAUCUACCUCAUUCUAUUUAAAUAAUGUUUUAUGUUACACUAAGCUGUUGCCAUAUAUAUAUGUGAAGCAUAUAUGGGGUUAUACUCAUUUCAUUCCUACUACAUUUAUAUACCAGUGCAUUGUAUUCAGAUAGGUAUUACAAAAUGAUAAAUACAUUACUCAAUUAAACUAUAUAUAUAAACACAUAUGAUCUACCUCAAUUUUAUUCAUGGAUUACUAUUGUCAUCAUUAAAUGAAUAUAUGAAGAGUUGUUUAUAUACAUAUAUUUGUUUCUAAUAACUUGGUUUCAUCGAAUAACUGUUUCCAGUCUUCAUCAUCUUGUUCUAAUUAUUCUUCUUCUAUCAUAUCAAUCUUCUUCAUACUAUGAAUAUCAUCAAUUCUAUCUUUACCUCUUAGAGAUUUAUAUCUUCAAGAACAUUCUAUUUUGUUUCAUGUUUAUAGAUCUUGUUUCAAUCUUCCUUCUCUCUCUCCCCUCCCUCUCUCUUCUUCUUAUCACUAAUCUAUCUCUUUUUAAAACAUUCUAUAUGUACAUAUGAGUGUAGAUCUUUUAAUGUUUACAAGAUCUUAUCGUUUUCAUUUUAUGUUUUUUUUCUUCUUCUCCUAAUCACUAUCCUAACAAUCAUCAUCAUCGUUGUUUUAUUUCAAUCAAUCUCUAAGAAGAAUACUAUUACUGCUGCUGCUUCUACUGUUGUUAUGGUUGUUGUUUUUGUUCCUAUAGUCACUAUCAUCUUAUUGUGAAUAGUGUAAUUCUUUAUUUUGAAUUUUUCAAUCCUAUUCAUCUUUAUUAAUUAUAUACAUAUUUCAUUGUUCUCUCUUUCUCACAUUCUAGUUUAUACACCUAUAUUCAUCAAGUAAUAAUUCGAUAGAAACGAAGAAAGAGAUGAUGAUGAUGAUGAUGAUGA
Schistosoma guineensis is the source of this 3379-nucleotide messenger RNA. NCBI's taxonomy places the organism in Eukaryota, Metazoa, Platyhelminthes, Trematoda, Strigeidida, Schistosomatidae. The record is from the annotation of a GenBank genome assembly.